Sphenostylis stenocarpa is the source of this 1791-nucleotide messenger RNA. Lineage: Eukaryota; Viridiplantae; Streptophyta; Magnoliopsida; Fabales; Fabaceae. The record is from the annotation of a GenBank genome assembly.
AUGGAAAACAACGUAAACAUUGAAAUUGUAGAACAAGGCUCUCCAGAAGUUCCAUCACUUAUUAAGUAUAUAUCAUCAAGUGAAGUUGCUGGCUUUGAUACUUCUGACUUUCAGUUUCCCAGCCCAUCCACCAAUGGAAGUGAAGCAACCUCUCAAGGAAGACAAGAUGUUGAACCUGUCGUCAUCAAUCAUCAAAAGAAGUAUUCUAUGAGCAUGCCACUUUCUUCUCUACUUGAGGUUCAACCACUGGCCACCAAAACAGCUGGUAUUUCCAAUUCCUCUAAACAAUUAGGAAAUGCUAUCUCUAACCACCCGCAGCCAUCAAAAUGUUACUCUCAACCAAUGCCAAAAGUCCAUGUGGCUCAAGAGGGAGUUAACGGAGACAAGCUAAACAUCCAUCCUGGCAUCAAAGCAUUCAAGGAUAAGAGGUUUGACACUUUCAAAACGUGGUCUGGAACACUUGAGAGGCAAUUAUCAAUUCUACGAGGAAAGUCACCCAGGGCAACUGCACAAGAUGGUAACAACAACCCCAGGAACACCGAGAGGCCUUUUCCUGUGGAUCGGUAUUUUGAUGCAUUGGAAGGUCCAGAGUUAGAAACUCUCAGGGCUUCAGAAGAGACAGUACUUCCUCAGGACAGUCAAUGGCCAUUUCUUCUUCGGUUUCCUAUUUCAUCCUUUGGUAUUUGCCUUGGAGUUAGCAGCCAAGCAAUUCUUUGGAAAGCAAUUGCCACAUCUCCUUCAACUCAAUUUCUUCACAUAAGUCUCAAAGUCAACUUAAUCUUAUGGAUCAUAUCCAUUGCUCUUGUUGCCAUAGUUUCCAUCAUCUAUAUUCUCAAAUUCAUUCUCUACUUCGAAGCAGUUCGUCGUGAGUACUACCAUCCGAUCCGUGUUAACUUCUUCUUUGCACCAUGGAUAGCUCUCUUGUUCUUAGCUCUUGGGGUUCCCCCGUCAGUGACCAAAGACUUGCACCAUGCCCUUUGGUACAUUCUAAUGAUACCAAUAUUAUGUCUUGAACUAAAGAUCUAUGGACAGUGGAUGUCUGGGGGUCAAAGGAGGCUCUCAAAGGUGGCCAAUCCUUCAAACCAUUUAUCAAUUGUUGGAAACUUUGUUGGGGCCUUACUUGGGGCUUCUAUGGGCCUUAAAGAAGGGCCUAUUUUCUUUUUUGCUGUUGGACUGGCCCACUACAUGGUCCUGUUUGUAACUCUCUAUCAGAGACUUCCAACAAAUGAGACCCUCCCAAAAGAGCUCCAUCCUGUGUUCUUUCUGUUUGUUGCAGCCCCUAGUGUUGCUUCCAUGGCAUGGGCCAAUAUUCAGGGUUCUUUUGAUUAUGGAUCACGAAUUGCCUAUUUCAUAGCCCUUUUCCUUUAUUUCUCACUGGCUGUCAGGAUCAAUUUUUUCAGAGGAUUCAAAUUCUCGCUUGCAUGGUGGGCCUAUACUUUUCCUAUGACUGGUGCAGCAAUUGCAACAAUAAGAUACUCAAACCAGGUCACAAAUGGGGUUACAAAGACACUGAGUGUCAUACUGAGUCUCAUCUCCACACUCAUAGUAACAGCCCUGCUUGUAUCAACUAUAGUGCAUGCCUUUGUCUUCAAAAACCUCUUUCCCAAUGACCUUGCCAUUGCCAUCAGUGACAGAAAGAGAAAGUCACAAAGGAAGUGGCUAGGUCUCAGAUACAGAAGCCAUGAGUCCAAUGAGAUUGAAAAUUACUUGAAGUUUGUGAACCCGGAUAAUAUUGAUUUAGAAGCUUCUCCCACAGAAUCGAAUAGCACAGAGCGUUCACCAUCUAUCUGA